Auxenochlorella protothecoides is the source of this 774-nucleotide messenger RNA. RefSeq lists its product as hypothetical. Lineage: Eukaryota; Viridiplantae; Chlorophyta; Trebouxiophyceae; Chlorellales; Chlorellaceae. The record is from RefSeq and is a predicted model, not a curated record. The transcript has 4 exons. The coding region runs from base 1 to 774 and encodes 257 amino acids.
AUGGACCAGGAUCGCGACAUACACCACCAUCUGCCCCCAGGUGUCACGGGGGCUGUCCUUCCUCAGCACACCCAGCGGGCCCUGGCGGCGUGUGCCUCUGAGGUCUCGGAUGACAGGGCCCCCAAGGACCUGGACUUCCUGAUGAGGCACGCCCACGCCCUCCGACCCAGGACGGCCCUCGGCUGGGUGGCCCUGGCGGCGGCGGGCACCUUUGGCUUCAGCGCGCUGGCCGUGGUCAUGGCGGGCACGCUCAUGCUGUCCAUCGGCGGCCUUGCAGCGCUGGGCUUUAUCCUGGCCCUGGGGGGGAGCGCCAUUGCGGCAGCUCUGGGCCUGAUGGCGGUGUGCCUCGCGCUGGCAGCCCUGGUGGCGGGCCUGCUCUCCACGGCGUCGGCGGGGGCGUACGUGGCGCUGGCCACGGCGCAAGGCACGCUGCGCCUGCUGGGCGGCGUGGCCGCGCCCGGCGCCGCGAAGGCCAGGGGCGCCGCCAUGCGGGCGGCCCUGGCCGUGGGGCGCAAGGAGCUGCCCGAGGAAGGGAGGCCCGCGCGCGACGCGGCCGGCACGCACCCUGCCCACUGGUAUGCAGCCCCACCGCACCAGGCGGAGCACAGCCCGGACGACGACAAAUUCAGUUUCCAAUGGGAUGGCAAGAACGAGGCGGGGGCAGAGACCACCAGCUACGCCCUGCCCGGGAAUGCGCGGCAGGCUGCCAGCCCCGUGCCCUCCAACCACGUCGUCCUGGCGCCUCCCCAGCCCUCCAAGCCUGUGGCCAUGUAG